Molecule: messenger RNA, 441 nt
Organism: Kwoniella shivajii
Lineage: Eukaryota; Fungi; Basidiomycota; Tremellomycetes; Tremellales; Cryptococcaceae
Exons: 3
Coding region: 1-441 (146 amino acids)
Biological process (GO): translational initiation
Cellular component (GO): nucleus
Molecular function (GO): translation initiation factor activity
Source: RefSeq, a predicted model, not a curated record
AUGCCUCGUAGACCACCUUCACCACCAUCAUUCUCGCCUCCUCUUCCCACGGAUCAGCUUCUAGUUCAUCUGUUAUCGCCUCAGGGAUCCAACAACUUUCUUUGUGAAGACGUGAAUGGUUCAGAGAGAUUAGUCGAAGUCUCUUCCAAAUUGAGAAGGGUCAAGAGUCUUAUAGUGAUGAGAGGCGACUUCGCAGUCAUUUCGAUAUUCCCAUCUGGACCCGAAUCCGACAAAGGAGGUAGAUUAGUAGGUGAGAUAGUCCAUAUAAUGGAUAAAUCAGAUAUAAGAGAAUGGAAAAAGGCCGGUUCAUGGCCAGAAGGGUUUGGUGAGAAACCCGUUCAUGCUCAAGAUGAUCAGUAUAAAGAUAUAUCCGAUGAAGAUGAAGCUGAUUACCAAGAUGACGAGGAAGAAGAAGAAGAAUACGAAGACCAAAGUAGAUAA